Molecule: messenger RNA, 1105 nt
Organism: Cajanus cajan (pigeon pea)
Lineage: Eukaryota; Viridiplantae; Streptophyta; Magnoliopsida; Fabales; Fabaceae
Biological process (GO): box C/D snoRNP assembly
Molecular function (GO): box C/D methylation guide snoRNP complex binding
Source: RefSeq, a predicted model, not a curated record
CGUCUUCCACUUUCAUAUCCUACCUUCACCCUUCAAUCUCCAGUUUCUUAUUAUUUCUCUUCAUAUAUAUAUAUAUAGAUAGACAAAGAAAUCAGGCUUUAUAGAGUGCAAUCCAUGUGAAUUUAAUUAGAAUACACCUUUUUUACCUUCGUUUAAUCAUACAUUUUCAUUGUUAGGAACCAAAAUUAGAAGAAAAAAAAAUAGAAGAAAGAAAAGAAAGAUCGUAUUUCUUGAUUACAAAGAAUUCGAUAGUCCCUGACCCAAAUGGCAGAGAGAAGCAAAGAGCUUCUUCAGUUGGAGCACAAGGGCAGGUCCCUUUCAUCGUUAGAAUCCACUCUUCUUGUUUGUGAUGAUAAUAAGAGAGAAUCAAACACAGAAACUAAGAGACAACCCCCUGCUGGCAGGCCCCUCACUUCCUCAGUUCCCACAAGCCAACUUUUAGGAAAGGUUAAAGACUUCCUAGGAGUGAUGUCAGAAGCAAAUACACAACUGGAACUUGAUGCAAAGGAAAAUCCUGAGAAGUACGAUAUUGAAGAGCUAACUGGAAAUGAAUCCAAUGUUAUUGAAAUGAAUUUGAUGGUUGGUGUUGCUGAUCUUCAUACACCUGAUGCAGUGGCUGCUGCUGAAUCUGUUAUUUCCAGUUGUCAGCCUGUGAUUCCGUUGGCUGAUGAUGGGAGUGAAACAGAUUCAGGUGAAAGUAGUGCUGAUGAUGAAAUUGGUAGCACUGGCAAUGCUUGUGAAGAUGGAAAUGAUAGAAACUAGCCUGAGUCUCUUGAUAAAAAAUCUAUUUCUGGUAAAGAUAAUAUUCAUGAAAAGCCAAAGGGUUCUCGUUCCAAAAAAGGUCCAAGGAAUGUUGAGUUAUCAUGACCUAAUGGGGUUAUGAGAAUUAGAUGCUUCAGUUGCAUCAAAUUGGUAUGCUGAGUUUAUUGCAACCACUACCAGCACAAUGUAUUUGUGCAUCUGGGGUUGGAAUUUACCGUAUGACUAUUGCUGCUGCAUUGAGCAUACCACCUCAAUGAGAUAAUACAGUGAAAAUUUUUCACUAGGCCAAUGCGUGUACAACCUCUGUCAGAGGCAGGUGGUGAAGUAACAGGACUUGCUUCAU